Messenger RNA from Cyprinodon tularosa, 4400 nucleotides. It is a transcript of the gene zfyve16, whose product is annotated as zinc finger, FYVE domain containing 16. Gene Ontology annotation, cellular component: early endosome membrane. The transcript is spliced from 18 exons. NCBI's taxonomy places the organism in Eukaryota, Metazoa, Chordata, Actinopteri, Cyprinodontiformes, Cyprinodontidae. Bases 224 to 4138 code for a protein of 1304 amino acids. Gene Ontology annotation, biological process: endosomal transport. The record is from RefSeq and is a predicted model, not a curated record. Gene Ontology annotation, molecular function: metal ion binding.
ACCUCACAUCCGACACACUUCUGUUCAAGAUGGCGGUCUGAGUGAAGAAUUUACACCUCUGUGAACUAAUCCAACAGUUAGCUGCUUGGGGAGGUUCGGUUCCGUGUUUAGAGGAUGGUACAUCCACAGUGGCCUGGUUUGCGCCCCGUUUAAAGCGGAGCUGUUGAAGUCGUGGAGUAAACCCGUCCAGGAGCCAGAGAUUGACGGCCCUCGGUAGCUCAGGAUGGACAGCUUCUUCAAGGCAGCGGUUUGUGAUCUGGACAAGGUUCUGGAUGACUUUGAGCUCAAUUCAGAGGAAGCGGAAUGCCAGCCUGUUUUCCUGAAGCCCCCUGCGUACCCGUUCUGCCCGGACGUCCCCAGCGGCCCAACCAGCCUCCCAGACCUCAAUUCUCUCCAUUAUGGCUCCGCAGGAAGCUGUUCAGAUGCCUCCAAUGGCCAGCAGACGGCUGACGUUGGCGAGGUCAGAGGUCAGCCCCUGACUGCCGUGGACCUUCUGUCCUCCGUUGACCGCAGGCCUGCUAAAAACGCGGCCCCGCCCUGCCCGGACAGAACUCUGAAGCCGGUGUGCGACCUCGUAAACGAUGCCAGCUCGGCCAUCUUGGUUCGGACCAACAGCCAGGAGGAGGAGGAGGAGGCGCUGCUGGUGGACUUUGACAGCCCCGCGGUCACAGAGGUGGGGGUGGGGCUUAACAUAAACAGUGUUGAGGAGGAGCAAACUGAGCUGAGCUGCCACCAACAGAGCGGCGGUUACUCGGCUUCACUUAGUUUGCUGGACAUUAUUUUUCCGGCGGCGGCGGAGAAAAGCUCUGAACCUUCUGAUCAGUCGGAGUUGGCAGAUGCAGACGAGAAGGAGAGUGAAGAGCAGCUGGAGGGGGCGUCCUCGGACCGCCAUAAAGCAGAGAGCGAUAACGAAGUGACGUCAUUAAGCAAGGAGCAACCUUCAGAUCAGGCCGCUGAAGGCGAGUCAGACGAAGGUAUAGAGUGUGAAUCCUCAAACGGCGAACCGGGCAGCUUGUCAUGCCUGCCGCUGGCCGUGUCGAUAUGCGGCGCUCUGGUGAACUCCACCACCUCAGAGGAUCCUCCCGGAGCAGCAGAGGCGUCUGAGAGCACAGGAGGAAAGGAUGACGGCAGAGACGGCUCCUCUGACUCGGAGCAGAUGUCAGAGAGGAGGCCGUCUCCAGAGGGGCAGCACGCUUCGCUUGGUUCUGCUCCGGCAGAGCCCGACCCGCCCUACGCUCCUGAGUUCGGCUUUGAAUACCUGCCUGAGAGCGAUCAGGCGGAGCUGCUGGUUACAGACGAAGAACUGGACGCUUUCCUGCAGGCGCACGCGGAAGCAGAGCAGGGGGCGGGGCCUUCUCUCUGCUCCAGAGGUUCUGGAGAUGAACCCCAGUGCCUCUCGGAGUCAGGGCAGGUUCUGGAAGAACGACGAGAUGAGCCGGAACCAGGAAGCUGUGGCCAAGAACAGGAAGAGCCAGAAGCUCUGUCGUCUGCAGAUGCAACAUCUGCUGCAUCUGCAGAGAGAAGCUUCAGUCCUCCUGCUCUUUCAGCGUCAGGAGAGUCUAUACCGUUACAAUGCCAUGACUCCUAUGGAGGCGCCAGACCAAAACAGCCCCACAGCCAAACCGCCAGACCUCCACCAGCAGGAGAGGAAGGAACGGAGCCCAGCACCUCCCCAACACCUGAAGAACAGGAGCACCCAGCUCCCACAGAGGACCCGUCUAAAUUCAGGGACUCUGACCUCAGCAGCCCUCCGUAUCAGCAGGAUUUCUCUGCAGGGUUUGACGAACUCUCAGAGCCGCCUCCAUACCCCGGGGAGGAGCCGCUGGGCGCUGCCAGGCCGGCCAACUGGAAGGGGGACGGUGAGGAGGAGCUGGGGAGCAUUCAGCCAGCGUGGGUGCCAGACGCUGAAGCUCCGUCCUGCAUGAAAUGCCACCAGACGUUCACCUUCAUCAAGCGGCGGCAUCACUGUCGGGCCUGCGGGAAGGUGUACUGUGCCGGGUGCUGCAACAGAAAGUGUAAACUCAAGUACCUGGACAAGGAGGCUCGUGUGUGCGUCCUCUGCUUUGACACCAUACAUAAAGCCCAGGCCCUGGAGCGGAUGAUGAGUCCAACAGGCCCGAGCCCGAACCCCAACAUCCCCUCUGAGUACUGCAGCACCAUCCCUCCUCUGCAGCAGGCUCGCGCAGCUGGAACUCUGAACUCCCCCCCGCCCACCGUCAUGGUCCCCGUCUCCGUUCUCAAACAGCCAAAUAACGACGCUUGCCCACGUGAACAGAAGCGCGUUUGGUUUGCUGACGGCAUCUUGCCCAACGGGGAGGUGGCAGACACGGCGCGGCUGUCUGUGACCAGCCAGAGGAGCUCCCAGGAUUUCAGCCCAGACCCAGAAACGCCCGGCUCAGCUGGAUCUGACCCUGGAGGUGAUGAACCAUCCGGCUCUGAGGCCCCCGGAGCCGCGCCGGUGGAGCGAGCGCCGGUUUCUGGGCCCUGGGAUUACGGCUUGCUUUCUGGGAUCGGUUCUUCGGUGAGCAGGAUUGCCAGUCUGCUUCCAGACAACGAGGAUGAGCUGCCUCCUCUGCUCAUCACCACCGGGGAGGAUGACGGAGAAGAUGUUCUGGUGGAGGAGAGUCCAGCCCCCUGUCAGAUUCGACACCUGUUGGAGGAAGGAGGGCCGCGCCCUUUGACCUUUGUUCUGAAUGCCAACCUGCUGAUAAAUGUCAAACUGGUCACAUACGGCAGCAGGCAGUGCUGGUGCUUCGGCUCCAACGGGCUGCAGGCUCUCGGGCAGAAGGAGCUGGUUUUUCUGCUGGAAUGUUUGUCGGGAGAAAAAACGCUUCCCAGAGACCUCUUCUCUCUUUAUCUCACCAUUUACCAGGAUGCCCAGAAAGGGAAGUUUGUGGAGGAGCUGGAUAACGUCACGUUCACCAGCAGUUUCCUGGACAGCAAAGAUCACGCCGGGAUGCUGUUCUUCGCCCCCACCUGUCAGCCCCUGGAUGGCCUUACGCUGCCCCCCCAACCGUUCCUGUUUGGCCUCCUGGUCCAGAAACUGGAGGUCCCUUGGGCCAAAGUGUUCCCGCUCAGACUGCUCCUGCGGCUCGGAGCUGAAUACGACAUGUAUCCCACUACGCUGAUAAGUGUCCGAUUUCGGGAGUCAGUGUAUCGAGAGACGGGACACACCAUCAUGAAUUUAUUGGCUGACCUGAGGAACUACCAGUACAGCCUGUCAGUGGUGGAAGGCCUGAGGAUCCAUAUGGAGAUGGGACACAGCUACAUAGAGAUCCCCAAGGCUAGCUUUAGCGAGAUGCAGAAGGUGGUGAACUCAUCCAACGAGCAUGUCAUCAGCAUCGGAGCGAGCUUCAGCCAGGAGGCCGACUCUCACCUCGUCUGUUUCCAGAACGAGGAGGGAAACUAUCAAACUCAAGCCAACAGCAAGCCGGGGGAAACUCGCACAGUGACUGGGGCCAGUUUCGUGGUGUUUAACGGAGCGCUAAAAGCCUCGUCAGGUUUUAUCGCCAAGUCCAGCAUCGUGGAAGAUGGGUUGAUGGUUCAAAUCCCACGGGAAACCAUGGAGUCUUUGCGCUCCGCCCUGAGGGAGCAGACAGACUUCGACAUACCCUGCGGCAAGAAUGACGGCGGGGAAGUCAAAGAGAACGUCACGGUUCGCUGGGUUGACUGGACCUCGCCUGUUAACUCGGGUAAAACCAGUGGAGUCGAUGGGAGACCCCUGGACGGCGUCCCCAGCGUGAGGAUGGAGCAGGACACAGAGUUUGAGUCGCACAGCCGCACCAUUAGAUGCACCGAGGUUUUCUACCAGCUGAAGUCUCCUGACUGCAGCCUGGCGGCGGUGCUGUCGUCCUGCAGCGGCUUUCAGAAGGAGAUCGCCUUGGCAACAUGCAGCGCUCUGGCUCCUCACCUCUCGGUUCUUACCUCAAGUGGGAUCAACUCGCUGUGGCUUCGCGUCUCCACACAGGCUGACAUGUUGGAGUACCAGGCCGGAUCCGGAGGCAGGCUCCUCCCUCAGCGCUACAUGAACGAGAUGGACGGCGCUCUGAUCCCUGUCAUCCAUGGAGGUGGCGCCAGCGUGCCGCAGACCGCCAUGGAUAUGGAGCUGGUGUUCUACAUCACACACUCUCUGCAGUGAUCGUAAGACCUCCGCACACUAAAGAAGAUGGCCGCUGAACAGAUGAUCUAUUUUUUAGCGGGAAAUAGGUUCCCUUCGGCGCGCUCUCCAAAGCUGCUACAUCUACCCGACGCCAAACACUAAAAACCUAAGAACCGAAGCGUCAUUCUCUAUUCUGCCUUCCCGGCUCUCCGCUCGUAAGGAGAGCCUCUGCGAAUGUCACCACAGUCUCAUCUGGAUGUAAUUAUUCAAACUAAAAAACAUGGGCUUAACUCAGUGAAAA